AUGGACAGCGUCGAACAAAAGCAGAAACAGCUGAAGAGUAUCCUCAAGAACUCAAUAUCAGAGGCCGGCGCAGCCGCACGAUCCGAGACUGAAGCUAGAGAGAUUGCCAUUGCACACGCCAAACUCCUUCAGCAUCGCAAAGAACUCGAGGCCGAGAUCCUGGACAGCGUAGUGCUUCUAUCCGAGUAUCCACUGGUCAGAGCAGCGCCAUAUUCCGCGUCGAAUCCUGCGCAGAGCGAUGUGUCUGGGUUCAAGACGCACGUUCGUCUUUUCCAACCUUCGGAUUAUGAUGAUUUGAUAGAGGAGCGCAAUGUCAACGAGUUAUGCGGGUAUACUCUGUGCGCAAGACCUCGACGAAAGGUCGGCACCGGCGGAGAAUGGAAGCUUACGGGCAGUGGCGAUAUUGUGAAGCGCAAGGACCUCGAGAAGUGGUGUUCCCCGACAUGUGCGAAAAAGGCACUUUUCGUCAAAGUCCAGCUGAAUGAGACGGCUGCCUGGGAGAGGGCAGGCAUUCCAGAUAUACAAAUCGACCUAUUAGACGACGACAAAUCUACAGAAACGGAGGCAGAUAGAACUGCACGCCAACUGGGAGAGCUGAAGCUCGAGGAGCAACGCCAAGCUGCUAGGGAUGCAAAAACUCUUGCUCUAGAGAGAGGUGAGCGUGGAAUAGAUAACAGUGCCGAUAUAAUUAAGGUCGAGCUCAAGGAGAAGGAGACCAAAGUUCCUAGUUCAGAGGACAUUUCGACACAGGCUGCCGACGACCACUUAAGGGUUGAGGGCCACAAGUUUGACCUGCCGAGUAGGCCAAAGGCGUAG
Molecule: messenger RNA, 816 nt
Organism: Metarhizium acridum CQMa 102
Lineage: Eukaryota; Fungi; Ascomycota; Sordariomycetes; Hypocreales; Clavicipitaceae
Cellular component (GO): nucleus; cytoplasm
Molecular function (GO): RNA polymerase core enzyme binding; RNA polymerase II CTD heptapeptide repeat phosphatase activity
Source: RefSeq, a predicted model, not a curated record